Brenthis ino (lesser marbled fritillary) is the source of this 408-nucleotide messenger RNA. The record is from the annotation of a GenBank genome assembly. Lineage: Eukaryota; Metazoa; Arthropoda; Insecta; Lepidoptera; Nymphalidae.
AUGCAGCAUCUAUUGCAAGUUUCCCCUAUUAUGGAUAAAAUAAAGCACUUCCAGCAAGUAUUGUCUUAUAGAAUACAACUGACAACUUCACAAAAGGUCAUGUUGUGGAGCUUAGGAGUAGUUGGAACUAGUGCAGUAGUAGUUGGAAUACUAUCACGAUAUCUGGCCAGAAAGCGUGCAAAACCAAUAUUUAAUCCAAGAAUCCAAAGAGCUAUUAACAAAAGGAUUUCAAGAAUGAGAAGUCCUAAUGGAGGUAUGGGAUCUGUGGCAAGCAGUGGUGGUAGAAGUAGUCCUCUUGGAUUCAGUGAAAGACUAUCAAUGGCAUCUGGUUCAAUUGGAUCUGGUGGAGGUGAUGCUGCUCCUCUUUCACCACAACAGUUAGGAGUAAUGGCGCCAUCUCUUGAUAAA